This is a messenger RNA of Capsaspora owczarzaki ATCC 30864, 3542 nucleotides long. Its product is annotated as fibronectin type III and ankyrin repeat domains 1. Bases 1 to 3450 code for a protein of 1149 amino acids. The transcript has a single exon. Gene Ontology annotation, molecular function: protein binding. The record is from RefSeq and is a predicted model, not a curated record. NCBI's taxonomy places the organism in Eukaryota, Filasterea, Ministeriida, Capsasporidae.
AUGAGCCCUGUGCUCGAGUCGCGCAUCCUUGCAUCGCACGCAUUGCUGGACGCUGCAGCGAUCGGCGACCUCCACGCGCUCAGCCGCAUCAUCCUCGCGUCCACAGCACCACCACUCCAACCACCACUCCAACCACCACUCCAACCAUCAUCGUCAACAUCAUCCCAAGCACCACAAGCACCACAAGUGUCGCAUGCAGCCUCAUCGCAGGCAGGCACACCCGUCGAAUCUGCGAGAUCUCCACACAUUCGACUCGUCGUCGCGCUUCCAGCACAGCAGCAGCAACAACAGAACUCCAUCCCGAGCUACUUGCAGCGACCUCGUUCUGCUGCUGCUGCUGCUGCUGCUGCUGCUGCUGCGUCGGUCGAGUCGGUCGCAGUGGUCUGCUCGGAAGCCCUGCCUGUGAUCCUCCGUCUCGCUGCGGCACUCGCGACCACCACUCCAGUGACCUCAACCACGGUCGCCAACAGCAUAAACAGUAGUAUUAGCAGUAGUCAUAACAGUAAUAGCAAUGGCACGAAUCAUCAUAGGCAGAGACACCGACCGCCAUCCCCGCCAACGCCAAUGGUCGCCCAGCCAAGGCUACAUGGACAAGGAAGGCAGUCCAAGUCAACCAUGAUGAUGGAACGGCCAGACAAGGCGGAAGCUCUGACGUCGAGUUCCGACGUUGCUGGAUUAUUGCAACAGCUCGUUGCUGCGACUUCACGAAAUUCCACGCUCGCAAUCGUGAGCUCGGGCCAUGCAUCGUCAAGCACAUCGCUCGUACUCGCUCCAGAGCCAGUGCGCGCUAUCCCUGCAGCAAUAGCAGCGCCCACUCCAGAACCAAGAUCUGCCACUCCGGUUCGUACUGUCACACCGCCCGUCACUCCGACGCCAAUGUCUCCCAACGAUACGCCGAAUCUCCCUGCCGCCAUCAACGGAGUGACUGCAUUGCAUGUGGCAGCCGCCACCAACCGACUUGCUAUUAUGAAUGUGCUCUUGUCGCACGCGAAAUGGCUCGCUGCAGAGCAAGACCAGUUUGGCAACACUCCACUCCACCUGGCCGCGGUUACUGGGCAUCUUGCGGUGGUGGAGCGGUUGCUGCAGGAGUCUGGCACCAACAUCAAUGCUGCCAACGCCCUCGGCCGCACGGCGUUGCACUUUGCCGCCGCCAACGGCUGGCACAUGCUCAUUCCAGCCUUGCACCAACACGGCGCUCAUCUCGACGCUCGCGAUGGCAACCACCGAACGCCACUGUUUGUUGCGCUGCUCGCGGGUCAGACUGCCGUGGCCGAGCAGCUCAUUGCGUGUGGUGCCGAUGUCCACGCCUGCGACAAUCUCGGAGCCACGCCGCUUCUGUACGCUGUGACGGGCCGGAGGCUGGAACCGCUCAUCCAGCUGUUGUUGGACCGCGGUGCAGACACAAACGCAAAGGACAUGCGCGGAUUCACCCCGCUUUCAACCGCCGUGUCGAACAACCUGCCCGGCGCCGUUUCCCGCCUCCUGCAAGGCGGCGCCAAUCCAAACUUACCCGGUCAUAUGGGUCGUACUGCACUCAACCGUGCGUGCACUUUGGGCCAAGUGGAGAUUGCACAUGCGCUCCUUGAAGCAGGGGCAAACCCGGCGAUUGCCAGUGACGCUGGCGAAACCCCUCUCCAUGCUGCGGCGCUCAAUGGCUCGAUUCCGCUUGUGGAAGCGCUGCUUCGGCACGGAGCCCCGCUUGAUUGCUUGGCCGCGAACGGUAAAUCGCCGUUGCACAUGGCUUGCAUCAAUGAGAACGGCUCGCCUGUGGUCUCGCUGCUGGUCGAAGCAGGGGCAAACGUCAACGCUGUGACACGUGAUGGCGAAACACCGCUUGCUAUUGCCGCCUCGAAUGGAUGCCGUGCAACGGUUGAUCGACUCUUGAAGGCCGACACCAUUCGGCUUGAUGCGUUCGCGCGGAAUGGAUGCACGGCGUUGCAUCUCGCCCUCUUGCAUCGGCACGAGUUUAUCGCCUUGUCCUUGAUCAACGCCGGCGCUGGCAUUGACUUUCCCGACUCGAAUGGCCUUCUCCCUCUGCACCAUGCCGCCGCGGCUGGAUUUCACCGUGCAGUGACCCUUUUGACAACCCGCUCCAACAACGCCGAUAUCAACACCCGCGACAGGCUUCAUGGCUGGACGCCGCUGCUCCAUUCGGCCAAGUGCGAGUCCGACAAGCCUCUCAAGAUGCUGCUGUUUGCACCAGGCGUAGACCGACACGUGCGAGAUGCGCAGGGGCACGAUGCGCUCUUCAUUGCUUCGCAGCACGGCCGCCACCAACACGUGCGACAACUCUUGUCGCAGGGGUUUCGCCCAGACUCGCCUGCGUCAACCACAGGGUUUAAUGCUCUGCACAUUGCUGUUCUUCACAACCAUCUUGACGUGCUGAAUGAGCUGCUGGUGCGCAAACCCCGACUCGACUUGAAGACGGACGCCGGUGCAACUCCCCUGCACAUUGCAGCACACUCGCGGUCUGUGAAUGCGGUCGCCUCACUGCUUUCUGCUGCCGCGGGCCAGCAGAAAUCCAGCUCAAACCCUGUGCUUCCAGAGCUGGUCGAUGCGGUCGACGCGACGGGAUGUACUGCCCUUCACUACAGCUGCUUUUUUGGGCAAGAGCGUGCAGCAGCCUUGUUGCUGGAGUACGGUGCAAGCGUUCAUUUGGUCAACAGCAAGCAGCAAUCCGUGCUGCACAGUGCAUGCCGCGCCUUGGAUGCCGCCGCGUGCAGUCCCAAGGGGUCGUCGGCGCCAGCAGUGUCUGAACGGGAUGUGCUCCGCAUCAUUGUCCUACUCAUCUCGGCAGGUGUCGACUACGCAGCCAAGGAUGUGUAUCAGAAAACAGCAUUCGACUACUGCGACCCUGCCUUUGUGCGCGAUCGGCUGGGCCCUGCUCUUCAAGAGCUGCAAGAGUCUCAAUCUCGAACCGACAAGACCGAGUUUGAGAUGCAGCCGCAAUCACCGGAAAGUUUCUCGGCAGCACCAGCAUUUUCAUCGCUUCCUCAUCACACCAGCAGCGGCAGCGGCAGCAGCAGCAGCAGCGCUUCACCGCUGGUAGUGUCGUAUCGCCACUUUUCCACGACUGCGGCGUCGCGCGGGGCUCACGCGUUGAACUUUGACUUGUUAGCUACCCACAAGGCGUCACCAGCAAGGCAUCAGUUUCUUCAUCCGCGCGGGCGGUCGGCUGCAGUGUCGAGCCCAGCCGAGUCGGUGUUGUCCUUGGCUGCUCCAAGCACCAGCGGCCCCACGUCCCUCCCGCUUGCAACCUGCCACACACUCGUUCGCGCUUUUGGCAGCAGUGCGCUUCGUGCUGCUGCCUCGCACAUGCUGCCAACACGGCAAGAUAGCAUUUUGCGCAAGCUCGACUUUCCGACCUCGAUCGUGCUCCUGUCCUUCCUCACUCCCGCUCGCUACAAGUCCUAUGGCUGGGCCAUGCAGGUGCUUCGCAGCCGUCGUUGAAUUUGUGGCCGAGUGUGUGUGUGUGUCGCAUCAUCUUCUUCUUCUUUUACAGCUCUUUCUUUUAAGUUAUUGAUGGAGAAUACAUUACUUGC